AUGGAAUCUGAAGCUCCAUAUAAUUUCAUCAGUAGUAAUGGGACAAUACCAGAUUUAAGAAGACCAUCGGCAAGGGUAGCUAAAGUCCAACUCUUGAUAGCGUCUCUGCUUGGGGGCAUCACGUUUUUGGUUUUUUGUGUCUUACGAUGUCAAUUUCCCAACAUAUACAUGGCAAGGCUAAACUAUGUGAAUAAGGCCAACAGGAAGUUUACGCCACCACCUUUGUCGAGGACGUCAUUGUUUGGAUGGAUCCCCACGUUGGUUAGUAUUGGCGACCAAGAUGUCUUGACCAACGCCGGAUUAGAUGCCUAUGUCUUCCUCGGAUUCUUCAAGAUGGCGAUAAAGCUACUAAGUACUUGUUUGGUAUUUGCGGUACUGGUAAUAUCGCCAAUUAGGUUUCAUUUCACUGGAAGGUAUGAUCAAGGCGAUGAUGGUGAUGAUGGAGAUGCCAAUAAACAAGAUGAUGGUUUUAUCAAUCCAGAAAACUACCACACAUAUCUAUGGCUAUAUGUCGUAUUUUCAUAUGUUUUCACACUUAUAGUUGGCUAUUUUCUGCAAAAACAAACCAAACAUGUCGUAGAAAUCAGGCAGUCGUAUUUGGGAAAGCAAAACUCUAUCACAGACAGAACAAUCCGCCUUAGUGGGAUCCCUCCAGAAUUGAGGUCAGAGAGACUUCUGAAGGAACAUAUUGAAUCUCUGAAUAUUGGGUCUGUGUCUUCGGUUGUGAUAUGCAGGGAGUGGAAACCGUUGAUCGUGUUAUUUAAACAGAGAGAACAAAUUGUUGAUAUCUUGGAAUCGUAUUGGGCUACCGUUCUAGAAGCUACAGAUCUAUCCAAUAUAAGGCCGUAUGUAAGUGAUUCCAUUAGAUUGCUUAACACUCCAGUUGAUGAAGAAGCUGCUUUUCACGACGACGUCCCACCAAACGAUGUGUCAAGUUUGAUUAACUCAGAUGAUGAGCAAACUGACGGACCUGACGAUUCUAUCAAUUAUUCUUCCUCGGCCCUAAGCCUAAUCACUACACAACAUCCCAAGCGUCCAAAAAUUCGUACUCGCUGUUUUGGGCUGGGAGGGAAAAGAGUUGAUGCAAUCGAUUACUAUACUCAUCAACUGAAGGUCAUUGAUGAAGCCAUCAUUGAAGCAAGAGAAAAACACUAUCCACCCACACCUGCGGCGUUCAUUACAAUGGAUACUGUAGCGACAGCACAGAUGAUGGCUCAAGCUGUAUUGGACCCCAACGUUCAUUACCUAAUUACAAGAUUGGCACCAGCCCCUCACGAUAUCAUAUGGUCCAACGUUUGCCUCCCCAGGAAGGAGAGAUUGUUUAAAGUCUAUGCUAUAACAAUCAUCAUAGGCAUAACAAGUAUUGCACUCGUGUUUCCAGUUUUGUACCUGACAACGCUGUUAAAUCUCAAAACGAUUUCCAAGUUUUGGCCUUAUUUAGGGAAGUUACUUAAAAAACAUCACUGGGCUCAAACGUUGGUGACGGGAUUGUUACCUACAUACCUUUUUACCCUUCUGAAUUUUGUUGUGCCAUUUUUUUACGUCUGGUUGUCUUCCAAACAAGGGUUUGUUUCUCAUGGUGAAGAGGAACUGUCUACCGUAUCCAAGAACUUUUUUUACAUAUUUGUGAAUCUGUUUUUAGUGUUCACUUUUGGUGGUACAGUUAGUAACUAUUGGGGUUUUUUGAGCGAUACGACAAAGAUCGCAUACCAACUUGCAAAAGCUUUACAAGAAUUAUCACUCUUUUAUGUUGAUUUGAUUAUCUUGCAAGGUUUAGGAAUGUUUCCAUUUAAACUACUUUUGGUAGGCCAAUUGUUUCGAUUCCCCUAUUUCAAAAUCAAGUCCAAGACCCCAAGACAUUUUAGAAAUCUCUAUAAACCCCCAUUUUUCAACUUUGGCUUGCAAUUACCGCAGCCAAUUCUCAUCUUGGUGAUUACUAUUAUUUACAGUGUGAUGUCGACAAAAAUUUUAUCUGCAGGAUUGGUUUAUUUUAUUAUUGGCUACUAUGUUUAUAAAUACCAGUUGGUCUAUGCUACAGUACAUCCUCAGCACUCCACUGGUGGGGUUUGGGCAUUAAUUUUUAGACGAGUUGUAAUGGGUUUGCUUCUAUUCCAAGUCACUAUGGCCGGUACUUUGGCUUUACAAAAUGCUUAUUUGUUAGCCACGACAUUGAUACCUUUACCGUUUUUUACUGUGGCAUUUUUGUGGAAUUAUCAGAAGAACUAUUAUCCUUUGUCAUCAUUCAUUGCUCUUCGAGCUAUCCAAAACAACGAUAUCGUGGGAAGAAGACACAACCACAUUAAUAGGAGUAGGACCAGUGUCGAUAGUGAAGCUACCAAUCUUCAACCCAACUCAAGCAACACAUUAGACGAGAGAAGAGAGUUGAAUCAGACUUAUGAAUAUCCUUUCCUUGUUCAAUCAUUAGAUGGUCCUUGGUUAGAUAUAGAUGGAGAUGAGGUAAUAAUGGCAUCUUCUGAAGGACCCAUCAGGAAGAGACAUCAAUUCCAUGAAUGGGAAUAUGAUGAUGUGAAUCCAAACGUAUUAGGCCAAUCUUGGUAA
Molecule: messenger RNA, 2559 nt
Organism: Komagataella phaffii GS115
Lineage: Eukaryota; Fungi; Ascomycota; Pichiomycetes; Pichiales; Pichiaceae
Exons: 1
Coding region: 1-2559 (852 amino acids)
Cellular component (GO): plasma membrane
Molecular function (GO): calcium-activated cation channel activity
Source: RefSeq, a predicted model, not a curated record